Molecule: messenger RNA, 1588 nt
Organism: Tachysurus fulvidraco (yellow catfish)
Lineage: Eukaryota; Metazoa; Chordata; Actinopteri; Siluriformes; Bagridae
Gene: tmod2
Product: tropomodulin 2
Exons: 10
Coding region: 212-1252 (346 amino acids)
Biological process (GO): myofibril assembly; muscle contraction; pointed-end actin filament capping
Cellular component (GO): striated muscle thin filament; myofibril
Molecular function (GO): tropomyosin binding
Source: RefSeq, a predicted model, not a curated record
GACGUACUCUCGUACGCCUGCGCGGAUCUGUUGCGCAUGCGCAAUGUGGUUCGGAUAGGGGACGAGUAUCGGGCUGUGCCUCAGUUUGUUGGAGAUCGCUAACAGGAAGGAAAAGCAGUAGAGCGGCGCUGCUGAGGGACGUGAGCGUGUGUUUAAGAUCGUGACCUGCACUGGGUUGUUGUGUGUCUCCGUGUACCUGAAGGUAUCCAUCAUGGCUCUGCCUAGUAAGAAAGAUGUGGAGAAGUAUGAGGACCUCGACGAGUACGACAUCAUCAACAAGCUCUCUGAGGAGGAGCUGAAGCAGCUGGAGAGCGCUCUGGAGGAGCUGGACCCCGAGAGUGCUUUGCUCCCAGCCAGCAUGAGGCAGAAGGACCAGACGACCAAGAUGGCGACGGGGCCGUUCGACCGAGAGAAGCUGCUGCAGUACCUGGAGAAAGAGGCGCUGGAGCAUAAAGACAGGGACGACUGUGUGCCCUUCACUGGGGAGAAGAAAGGAAAGGCUUGGGUACCUAAACAGAAGCCACUGGAGGCCAGUAAGGAGGAUGUGACGACCCUCGACCCGGAACUGGAAGAGGCUUUGUCUGGCGUUACAGACACGGAGCUGUCUGACCUCGCAGCGAUCCUCGGCGUCCACUCGCUCGUGACCAGCACGCAGACCUACGACGGGACGUCCGGCAAAGACGGCACCAACAAUGUAAUUAAAGGAGAGAAAGUGAAGCCGGUGUUUGAUGAGCCGCCGAACCCCACUAAUGUGGACGAAACUCUGCAGAGGAUAAAGAGCAACGACCCCACGCUCACUGAGGUCAACCUCAACAACAUAAAGAACAUUCCCAUCCCCACACUUAGAGACUUCGCCAAAGCCUUGGAGACAAACACGCAGGUGAAGAAGUUCAGCCUCGCUGCAACACGCAGCAACGACCCCAUCGCCGUGGCGUUUGCAGACAUGCUGAGAGUGAAUAAGACACUGAGGAGUUUGAACUUGGAGUCAAAUUUCAUCACUGGUUCUGGAGUUCAGGCUCUUGUGGAGGCUCUGAAAGACAACGACACACUCUCUGAGAUCAAGAUUGAUAAUCAGAGGCAGCAGCUGGGCACUACAGUGGAGAUGGAGAUCGCUAAAAUGCUGGAGGUAAACACCAGUAUCGUGAAAUUCGGAUAUCACUUCAAUCAUCAGGGACCUCGAGCUCAAGCAGCAGCCGCUAUCACUAAAAACAACGACCUGGUGCGUCGGAGGCGUGUAGAGAGAGAUGCAUAGUGAACCCGUGCCCCCCUCUCCCCCUCUCCUCCCCCCAGCUCUGCAGAGUCGUGCCAGUCUCUGUGUUGUGUUGCACCCGUGUUCAUCUUGUGUUGAGCCUGAACGAGGGACAGAACUGGAACUGCCCCCCCCCUCCGUUCAGCUCUGCUCUCCACAUCGACAGCGUUGCUGUUUUUCUUUCAUUCCUUUUUCAUUAUUAGCAUGAAAUCUGCUUUUUAUAUUUUGUUUGCAAACACAAGAAUCAAUGAUGAGCCUGAUACUGAUCCCAUAUACACAUCCUCACAGUACCCGAGCCGUGUGUGUGUGUGUCUGUGUGUGUCUGUGUGUGUGUCUGUG